This is a messenger RNA of Pogoniulus pusillus (Red-fronted tinkerbird), 5856 nucleotides long. RefSeq names its product leucine rich repeat containing 7 (gene LRRC7). Gene Ontology annotation, molecular function: protein binding. Bases 123 to 4544 code for a protein of 1473 amino acids. Gene Ontology annotation, biological process: cell-cell adhesion; neurotransmitter receptor transport, endosome to postsynaptic membrane; embryo development. Lineage: Eukaryota; Metazoa; Chordata; Aves; Piciformes; Lybiidae. The record is from RefSeq and is a predicted model, not a curated record. Gene Ontology annotation, cellular component: basolateral plasma membrane; axon initial segment; adherens junction. The transcript is spliced from 25 exons.
GCGGGUCCGGAGCGGCGGGGAGCGGCGGGGAGCUGCGGGGCUGGCGAAGCCGCGGGCGCGGGGAGCCCUCGGCCGCGCCCCCGCAAAAGCUCCGCGCCCCCCGCUCCGCGGCUUGGCCGCGCAUGGACGCGCGUUCCCGUCUGCACCUAUGCUGUUUGGAGAUGACAACCAAAAGGAAAAUCAUCGGCCGCCUGGUCCCCUGCCGCUGCUUCCGCGGCGAGGAGGAGAUCGUCUCCGUCUUGGAUUACUCUCACUGUGGCCUACAGCAGGUGCCAAAGGAGGUCUUUAACUUUGAGAGGACGUUAGAGGAGCUUUACCUCGAUGCCAAUCAAAUUGAAGAGCUACCCAAGCAACUGUUCAACUGUCAAGCUCUACGCAAGCUGAGCAUACCAGACAAUGACCUCUCGAGCCUGCCAACCACUAUUGCUAGCUUAGUUAACCUCAAGGAGCUUGAUAUCAGCAAAAAUGGUAUUCAAGAUUUCCCUGAAAAUAUUAAAUGUUGUAAGUGUUUAACAAUUAUUGAAGCCAGUGUCAAUCCCGUCUCAAAGCUGCCAGAUGGCUUCACACAUCUUCUAAAUUUGACCCAGCUCUAUCUAAACGAUGCCUUCUUGGAGUUUCUUCCAGCUAACUUUGGAAGACUUGUCAAAUUGCGAAUUUUGGAGUUAAGAGAAAACCACUUGAAAACUCUACCAAAGUCAAUGCACAAACUGACUCAGCUGGAGAGGCUUGAUCUGGGCAAUAAUGAAUUCUCUGAACUGCCUGAGGUUCUUGAACAAAUCCAGAAUCUGAAGGAAUUGUGGAUGGACAACAACUCCCUGCAAAUACUACCCGGGUCUAUAGGGAAGUUAAAACAGCUGGUGUACCUGGAUGUGUCAAAAAACAGGAUAGAAACUGUUGACUUGGACAUAUCAGGAUGUGAAGGACUUGAAGACCUCCUCUUGUCAUCCAACAUGUUGCAGCAGCUGCCAGACUCCAUAGGGCUGCUGAAAAGACUGACGACCUUAAAAGUGGAUGACAACCAGCUCACCAUCCUGCCAAACGCCAUUGGAAAUUUGUCUUUGUUAGAAGAGUUUGACUGCAGCUGUAACGAGUUGGAGUCCUUACCUUCCACCAUCGGCUACCUUCACAACCUGAGGACCUUGGCUGUGGAUGAGAAUUUCCUGCCUGAGCUGCCCAGAGAAAUCGGGAGCUGUAAGAACGUGACGGUGAUGUCUCUGCGCUCAAACAAGCUGGAAUUCCUUCCUGAUGAGAUCGGGCAGAUGCAGAAGCUGAGAGUGCUAAACCUGAGUGAUAACAGACUGAAGAAUUUACCCUUCACUUUUACCAAACUUAAAGAACUUGCAGCUUUGUGGCUUUCUGACAACCAGUCCAAGGCUCUCAUUCCACUGCAGACUGAAGCUCACCCUGAAACAAAGCAGAGAGUGCUGACUAACUACAUGUUUCCCCAGCAACCCCGCAGUGAUGAAGAUUUCCAGUCAGACAGUGACAGUUUUAACCCUACUUUGUGGGAGGAGCAGAGACAGCAGCGGAUGACUGUUGCCUUUGAAUUUGAAGAAAAAAAGGAAGAGGAGGAAAAUCCAGGGAAAGUGAAGGUUGAAAUCAAUCUGAAACGUUAUCCCACUCCCUACCCAGAGGAUUUAAAGAACAUGGUCAAGUCAGUUCAAAAUCUGGUGGGGAAAACAAGCCAUGGAGUGCGCCCUGAGAACUCAGCACCAACUGCCAACAGUGACCAAACAGUGAAAGACAAAUACGAGCACAAGUGGCCCAUGACACCCAAGGAGAUUUCAGUGGAGGAUGCCUUUGGACAUCCUGCCAGUGAGAUGAGGAUAGGAGAGCUUCGUCCUUCCAUGCCAGAGACUCCAUUGUACCCUCCCAAACUUGUUCUUCUGGGUAAAGACAAGAAAGAAUCCACAGACGAGUCUGAAGCAGACAAGAUCCAUUGUCUGAAUAACAGCGUUUCCUCAGGCACUUACUCAGACUAUUCCCCUUCCCAGGCUUCCUCAGGGUCCUCCAAUGCGCACGUUAAAAUGGGGUCCUUGCAGACAACGGCUAAAGAAGCAGUGAAUAACUCUUUGUGGGGGAACAGGCUGGCACAGUCCUUUCCACAGCCCAUUGAAACCAAGCCAUUGCUGAGCCAGCGGGAGGCAGCUCCGGCGGUGAACCUGCCGCAGCGCACGGACAGGCGCCCGCUGAGCGACGCCUUCAGCGACAGCUGGAACGACAGCUCGCACUAUGACAACACGGGCUUCGUGGCCGAGGAGAGCACGGUGGACAACCCCAACGCCAACGCCCUCCUGAGCACCAAAACCAGAAGCACAGCGGCACACGCCCGCAGGCCAUUGAUCAGGCAAGACCGGAUAGUUGGCAUCCCUCUGGAGCUGGAGCAGCCCACGCUGCGAAACACACACGAAUCUGAAGUGCCUCCUCCCAACCCUUGGCAAAAUUGGACCAGAACUCCUAGUCCUUUUGAAGACAGGACAGCUUUUCCUUCCAAACUGGAAAGCACCCCCACCACCAGCCCUUUGCCUGAGCGGAAAGAUCACAUCAAGGAGUCUCCUGAGAUGACUAGCUCCUUCCCUCCAGGAAUAGCAUGGGAGUACCAUGAUUCGAACGCCAACCGGAGCCUCACAAACGUUUUUUCCCAUAUCCACUGUCGCCCAGAUCCUCCCAAAAAUGUGAUCUCCAUCAGCAAGAGCACGGAACGGCUUUCUCCCAUGAUGAGGGAUUUGAAAACGAACAAAUUCAAGAAGUCGCAAAGUAUCGAUGAGAUAGACAUUGGUACAUACAAAGUGUACAACAUCCCCUUAGAAAACUAUGCAUCCGGUAACGAUACUGUAGGAACCCACGAGAGGGUGGACAAGCUGCUGGGCCCGGAGCACGGCAUGCUGAGCAUGUCCCGCAGCCAGUCGGUCCCCAUGCUGGAUGAUGAGCUGCUGACCUACGGCAGCGUCAAGGUGCAGCCACAGCAGAAGCCAUCCAUCACGAAGAAAGUCUACCAGUUCGACCAAAGCUUCAACCCACAGGGAGCAGUGGAGGUCACAGCAGAGAAGAGGCUACCCCAGCCUUUCCAGCUCAACCCCGAGUACAUUCCCCAGCAGAGUAAAAACCUGCCCCAGGAUUUGGUCAGCCCCAGGGCGUACCGCGGCUACCCGCCUGUGGAGCACAUGUUCUCCUUCUCCCAGCCUUCGGUGAACGACGAGACGGUUGCUCCCCCCUUUGCAACUCAAGGCUCCCGGCCAGGCUUCUUGAGGAGGGCAGAUUCAUUGGCCAGCUCCACCGAGAUGUCCAUGUUCAGGAGAGUCAGUGAGCCCCACGAGCUGCCCACAACCGACAGGUAUGGCAGGCCUCCAUACCGAGCAGCUGUGGAGCGCCAGGGCAGCAUGGCGGUCUCUGAAUCUCAGUUCCUCAAGAGGAACGGCAGGUACGAAGACGAGCAUCCUUCCUACCAAGAAGUGAAAGCCCAGACUGGGAGCUUCCCAGUUAAAAACCUUACUCAAAGGCGGCCGUUGUCUGCAAGAAGCUACAGUACAGAGAGCUACGGCACAUCCCAAACCAGGCCGGUUUCAGCGAGGCCUACAAUGGCAGCUCUGCUGGAAAAGAUACCUUCAGACUAUAACUUGGGUAACUAUGGCGACAAGCCUUCCGAUAACAGUGAUAUAAAGACAAGGCCUACCCCUGUGAAGGGAAAUGAGAGCUGUGCUAAAAUGCCCGCUGACUGGAGACAACAGCUACUUAGACAUAUAGAAGCUAGAAGGUUAGACAGGACCGCUGCUUACAAACACAACACAGUUAGCCUUGGCAUGCUGCAGUCUGGAGGGUUUUCAGCAAUGCAUGCCGGCAGAAGCAUGACUUUAAACUUGCAGCCUAAAUCUAAAUUUGAAAACCAAAUGCUUCAAGAGCUACCUCUACCGAAAACCCCGUCGCAGCAGAGCAGCAUUCUGGACAACGGGCAGGAGGAGGUGACAGUGGGCAGCCAGUGGAACCCCUACCCGCUGGGGCGGCGGGACGUGCCGCCGGACACCGUCGCCAAGAAGGCAGGUAGCCACAUCCAGACCCUAAUGGGAUCGCAAAGCCUGCAGCACCGGAGCCGCGAGCAGCAGCAGCAGCAGCAGCAGUACGAAGGCAGCAUGAACAAGGUCACCAUCCAGCAGUACCAGCCACCACUGCCCAUCCAGAUCCCCUCCUCCCAGACCUCCAGGGCGCCACAGACAGGCAGAUGUUUAAUCCAAACCAAGGGGCAGAGGAGCACAGAUGCCUACCAGGAGCAGUUUUGUGUGAGGAUAGAGAAGAAUCCUGGCCUUGGAUUUAGUAUCAGUGGUGGAAUAAGUGGACAAGGAAAUCCAUUCAAACCUUCUGAUAAGGGUAUCUUUGUUACUAGGGUUCAGCCUGAUGGACCAGCAUCCAGCCUGCUCCAGCCUGGCGACAAGAUCCUCCAGGCCAACGGGCACAGCUUUGUACAUAUGGAACACGAGAAAGCUGUUCUACUACUGAAGAGUUUCCAGAACACAGUAGACCUAGUUAUUCAACGUGAGCUUACUGUCUAAAUAUUUUUUUAUCAAUAGCAAAUAUGUCUAAGCCAGACCUAAUGUUCAAACAGAUUUAUAUACAUAGGAGAAAAACAAAAAAAAAAGAAACAUUUUUUUGUUUGCCAAUUGCUGGACCAAUGGCAAAGGGUAGUGCCAAAAUGUAUCAUAUUCUAUGUUAGUUCCAAUCACCUGGGAGAAGAAAAAUAAAUUAAAAACCAACCAAACAAACAACAACCCCCCCAAAAAAUAUAUUAAUUAUAUCAAGAUGUUGUUCACGUGGCUAGUUAUUAGUUUUAAUUGUCAGCCUCUGGCUGUGCAUUGGUGCAGGGUUUUGGUUUGGUUUGUUUUUUAGAAUCGAUUUAAUAUGAUUUGGAAACACAGAAGCACAUUUAAAAGAAAAGAAAAAAAUCCUUUAGGAAUUCUGCUGUCCAUCAAAAACACUGCCUCGAAGUUGUAUAUGCCUUUAUAAAGAGAAAAGUAAUAAUAAUAAUAAUAUAUUAAGCUGUACUUCCCGUGAGAUAUUUCUAUCAUGUCACAUACAGAGAAUAAAAAAAAAGAGAGAGAGAGAAAAAAAAUAAAGAUAAUAUUUUCCUAAGCACCUCAAAGAAAGUAUAUAUUAAAUUAAAUGUACUGAUGUUGAUUUAUUUUCAAUGCAAAGAUGUUCUAUGCCUUAUGAAAAUACCUGUACAUAUGCAGUGUGUAGAGCUGGCUCCUGAUUAAUUAGUCCAAACUGGCACUAGACAGGGUGAGAGAACUGAGAUUCCACUCUCCACUUGGGGACCUAGAGAGGAAUAACCCCAUGGGGGAACUGGUUUAACUUCUUCCUUUGCUUUGGUACUUCCAGUUGGUUCCAUGUGAAGAUACUUCAUGGAUCAGCAGUGAGCUGAGGCAGGUCUGGGGGAGAAACAGGGGAAGGUUGUGAUGGGCAGCAGUAAAACUGCUUCUGUUGCUGCUAACUUUAUAGAUUCAUAGAACGGUUUGGGUUGGAAGGGACAUUAAAGAUCACCUAGAUCCAAACCCCCUGCCACAAUCAGGGACGCCUCCCACCAGCCCAGGUUGUUCAAGGUCUCAUCCAGCCUGGUUGUGAACACUUCCAGGGAGGGGGCAUCCGUGACCUCCCUGGGCAACCUGUUCUAGUGUCUCAUCACCCUCACUGUAAAGAAUUUCUUCCCAAUCUGAUCAUUCAACCUGCUAACUGACACCUGCAGGCCCUGUACUUACAUUCCUCAUACCCUCUCAGUCUGACCUUCUCCUCUAUUUCCACCCUGCUCCAGGCUGUGCUGCUCCCUGCUUGCUGUGGUCACCAUCACUGUGGGUUUAACCUUUACAC